AUGACCGUCACUUAUACGGCUGAAGUAGCAUCCUGUCGUGGAUUUGGUUGCUUUCUGAAAUUGCUCCGCAGAUGGCGUGGCAGCAUUUAUAAACUUAUUUGGCGUGAUUUGCUCGCCUUUCUCACGAUUUACUACACCCUUAGUUUAAUCUAUCAAUUUCUAUUGAGUGAAAGAGGGCAAAAAACCUUUGAGAACCUCGUACACUACUGCAACAGCUACGGUUCCCUUAUACCGCUCUCCUUUGUGCUCGGUUUCUACGUAACCGUUGUGAUGCAGCGUUGGUGGGAUCAGUAUAUGACCAUACCGUGGCCCGAUCCGAUUGCUGUAUUCGUCAGCGCCAACGUGCAUGGGCAGGAUGAGCGUGCUCGCGUCAUGCGACGCACUGUUAUGCGCUACGUCUGCCUCUGUCUCACCAUUGUUUUUACACAGAUUGCGCCCCGCGUAAAGAAACGUUUUCCAACACUCGAUCAUCUGGUCGAAGCAGGUUUGCUGCUCGAAAAUGAAAAGUUGGUUAUUGAAGACUUGAAUAUUGCUUUUCCAAAAUAUCCCAAAUAUUGGCUGCCCAUUGUGUGGGCUGCUAGUAUUAUAACACGAGCGCGCAAAGAGGGACGUAUACGCGAUGAUUUUUCAGUGAAAACAAUCAUUGAUGCGUUGAACAAAUUUCGCGGAAAAUGCGGUGUAUUACUUUUCUAUGAUACGAUUUCAGUGCCGCUUGUUUAUACGCAAGUCGUAACGCUCGCUGUAUAUACUUACUUCAUAUGCCAGGUGAUCGGACAUCAGUGGACCAAAUUGGACAAUCAAAACUAUGUCGAUCUUUAUUUUCCGCUGUUCACUACUUUGCAAUUCUUCUUCUACAUGGGCUGGCUAAAAGUGGCCGAGACUCUGAUCAAUCCCUUUGGAGAGGACGAUGAUGACUUUGAGGUCAACUGGAUGAUUGAUAGGAAUUUGCAAGUUUCCUAUCUCAUUGUCGACGAAAUGCAUCACGAGCAUCCCGAGUUGGUGAAGGACCAAUACUGGGAUGAAAUUUUUCCCAAUGAACUGCCUUAUCAAGGGGAUAGCAAGCGUGAAGAGCCACCUGAACAGUCCACUGCAAGACUGGAUUUCACCGCCAACCAGACGACUGCACUCUCACGAUCUGAGUCAAAAUAUGAUGGAGUGACUACCAGUACCCGAAUUGCUGACCACCCAACUGCAUCAUCGUCAAUUAGCCGAAUAACCGAUACCAGUACACGCUUUCGUACUGCCUUACAAAGGUUUCUUGCGCGUGAACCUAAUGAAAAAGAUAGCACGCCAUCACAACCAGAUGCUGAGAAGCAAGCAUCAACACAGACUAACGGUUCAGUACAUUCCCUAGCCAAAUCGCCGACUAUAAUACGCACUGCUGAGGCAUUGCAUAUUAUUGAUGAAAAAUUAGAUGAUUUGGAUGCAGACAAAACCUUAACCGAUCAACCAGACAUAUCAACAACAAAAGAUGUGCGUCAGUUAUUUCAUGGCGAUCAUGAAUAUACCGUGCUACCUAGUAGUGUGGAAAGCCUGCAACAUGAGAGUGGUUCGUCCGCGCAAGUGACGUUUGAAGAAAUUGACGAGGAAGUUGAGGAGGAACAAGAACCGGAGGACGAGUUCCAGCGUUUGCGAGAAGAACGUGAGCGUGAACGCUUCGAGAGGCAAAAAAUGAAAUAUGCUCGCGGCAUAUCGGCAGCUACCAACUUGAACUUAGAUGGCGACAUGGCAGGCAUUUCGGCUGUACAAUCACCCAUGGCGCGUGGAGUACCACCCAAUGAAGAAACCUUCAGUGUACACUCGUUGACCCAGCAAGUAACUUCGCCUAUAGCAAUUGGANCCCCCCCCCCCUAA
Molecule: messenger RNA, 1854 nt
Organism: Rhagoletis zephyria (snowberry fruit fly)
Lineage: Eukaryota; Metazoa; Arthropoda; Insecta; Diptera; Tephritidae
Product: bestrophin-2-like
Molecular function (GO): chloride channel activity
Source: RefSeq, a predicted model, not a curated record